CUAAGCCAAUUGCAAGAAUACGGAACUGAAAUUCCAAAGUGUAGUUUUUUGGAAGCUGUAAUACAGCAAAACCGUUUACUAUUGGUUCUGUAACUAAAAACUAUGAAUUUUUCGGUCUUGUAUACGAUUGUCUUUUAUGUAAAUCUGGGAAGUUUUUUAAAACUUUUAUUAUAGAGUAGAGACCAGGGGUAGAGGAGAUGACAACUGUGACAGAACGGCUGCUGUGACAGAACGACCGAUUCCACUUAUGGCCACCUCCAUGAACUUAGGCGACUUAUUUUAAAAUGGUAAAGAAUAAACCUAAUGUCAGCGAUUAUCCGAUCAAAAUCGACGUUUGUUGGAACGUAGUUAAUAAUUAGAAAAAUGAAGAAAAAAACCGUUGCGAGAGUAAAAUAUUUAAUGUAUUUUUUGAAAAAAUGAAGAAGUCGACGGAGUUGUUUUUCAUCCAAGUUCAGGGAGGUUUUACGUCCGCAUCACCAACUACUAUUUGUUUGAUGAUGGAUAAUGGACUUUCAUUUGAAAAAGUGGCAGGAGAGAAUUUCAUUCGAGCUCUCACCAAGCCCUUGACCGUAUAGAGGAAAAGAUUGCAAUAGCAAUUUUACUUAGCAUGAAAUUUUUCAUGAGAAAGUUCUCGCCUGCGUGUCGACUCGAGUAAUUUAGUUUACGAACGCUGAUCGAAAAUGUUUCCAAUUUCGAAGGGUCAUCAUUAAACGAAAAACUUGACAAAAACGUUCCGAAACUUUUUGACUCGAAUUACAGUACCGAGCUUCAAUUUCAAGAUUACUUAUUCGUGGGUCACCGUAUAUGCCGAGAUGCGAAACAAUUUUUUUCAAAUAAAAUCGAUGGAUGAUUGUACAAAAUAAAAAUUCCGCUAAUAUGUAUCGUUAUACAUUAUGCGAAUGCUGUCAUUGCACAUUUGUUUUGAAAUGACAAUUGGGAUAACUCACGUCAAUCUCGGUUUUAGUAAACAUGUUGUGAUAUUCCUAAAAACUGACGAAACAAAGAGAAAGAGCGAUCGUUGAAUUCGUGUUGAAAGAAUAGCAUGUCUGCAGAUGGAAAUUCAAAACGAGUUUUCUCGAAAGCUCAUACCGAUGCUUCCGCAUGGAAAGGAGUGAAUAAAGAAAAUAGUGAAAAAACGACGAAACUGAAUGUGAAUAAUGCGACCCCACCGGAAUUAGAACGAAACGAAGCAGCAGCGAGAGGGAGGCCGGUAGCCGACAGUUUGAAAAAGAAUAGCACAAACGGUGCGAACGACUCGAAAGUCAACGAAGACGAAGAUGAUCCUUGCGUAAAAAAACAUAAAGAACGAAGCGCUGAUGGGGACGGUACGAAUGUUGAAGAAUUCCGAGCAACUCCAGGCCCGGAUCCACGUUUCCAGCAGCAGAAUCAGACUUUGCGAUGUUACGUCAUGUACACGGAUUUUUAUCGUUGCGAAAAACUUUUGGGCCGUGAUCACGAAGCUUGUACGUGGUUUCGUGACGUUUUUACGUCGAUAUGUCCGAACGAAUGGAUCCGUCGUUGGGACGAGUUGCGAGAGACAGGUCGUUUCCCUUGGAGAGAUGUCAGAUCGCAGGAAGAGUUACCGGGCGAUUAUUAAUCACAUGAAAAAAUGUUAAAAACGAAAAAUGAUAUUUCGUUGUAUAUUUUUGGCAAUAAAAGCAUUUUCGGCCAUGUGUA
This is a messenger RNA of Venturia canescens, 1677 nucleotides long. RefSeq names its product cytochrome c oxidase subunit 6b-1-like. NCBI's taxonomy places the organism in Eukaryota, Metazoa, Arthropoda, Insecta, Hymenoptera, Ichneumonidae. Gene Ontology annotation, cellular component: respiratory chain complex IV; mitochondrion. Bases 1043 to 1597 code for a protein of 184 amino acids. The transcript is spliced from 2 exons. The record is from RefSeq and is a predicted model, not a curated record.